Molecule: messenger RNA, 4146 nt
Organism: Meloidogyne enterolobii
Lineage: Eukaryota; Metazoa; Nematoda; Chromadorea; Rhabditida; Meloidogynidae
Source: the annotation of a GenBank genome assembly
CUACUAAUUCAUAAAAUUAUAAAAAUGUUAAAAUCCCCAAAUUUGGAAACUGCCGAAGAGCAUCCAAAACACUCAGCUGUAUUAAUAGGAGGGUCGUCAAUGUUUAACAGUGAUAGACAAGCACUUUUGGGGGAUACAACAGAAAAGUUGACGAUAAGUUAUGGAACUUUGACAACAAAUUCAAGUAAUAGUUCUACUGAUCCUUUAACAAAUGGAAGAAAGAAAAAAGCAAAGGAAAAACCUCGCAAACUUGGACUUUUCUCUUCCUCAACAGCUUUAGAUUAUUUUCUCAUUAUUGUUGGUACUUUUGCAUCUGUAGUUCAUGGAGCUGGAUUUCCUUUACUUUCUAUUGUGUUGGGUGGAAUGACUUCAGUUUUUCUUCGUGCUGAAAAUUCUGAUUUUGUGCAUGGAAAUGAACCUUCAACUUUUAAAAAUACAAGCUCAACUGAAAAUUCAACGAUCCCACCUCUUUCUAGUGAAGAAUUUAAACAUCAAAUAUUUAUUUAUUCAAUGUAUUAUUUAUUUCUGGGUUUUGUUAUGUUUAUUACUUCUUAUAUUCAGAUAGCUUGUUGGGAAGCAGUAGCAGAAAGAUUAGCACAUCGUUUGCGUCAAAAUUAUCUACGUGCAAUUUUGCGGCAAGAUAUUGCUUGGUUUGAUACUGUUCAAACUGGGAAUUUAACUGCUCGUUUAUCUGAUGAUUUGGAAAGGGUUAGAGAAGGAUUGGGUGAUAAAGCAUCUCUUUUUAUUCAAAUGUUUGCAGCAUUUAUUUCUAGUUUUGUUGUUGGAUUCUUUUAUAGUUGGCAAAUGACUGUUGUAAUGGCUUUAUUUACCCCGGCAAUAGCUUUAACUUCUGCCUGGAUGGGGAGAAUGACAGCUUCUAGAACACAAGUAGAACAAGAUAAAUAUGCAAUUGCUGGAGCUAUUGCUGAAGAAACUUUAAGUUCUAUGAGGACAAUACAUUCUUUGAAUGCUGAACAACAAGAAUUGGAAAGAUAUGAGAAAGCAUUGGAAGAAGGUCGAAAGACUGGUUUACUCAAAUAUCUUUAUAUGGCACUUGGAGUUGGUAUAAGCAAUAUAAUUAUGUAUGUAUCUUAUGCUGUUGCUUUUUGGUAUGCGUCUAGACUUGUAUUAUGGGAUCCAGAUUUUGAUAGGGGUGCUGUUUUUACUGUUUUUUUUGCUGUAAUGAGCGGUUCAACGGCUCUAGGUGGUGCUCUUCCCCAUUUGGCAAGCAUAACAACUGCAAAAGGAGCUGCAAGACAUGUCCUUAGAGUUAUUAAUAGAAAACCACAUAUAGAUCCAUACAGUGAUGAUGGGCAUAUUCUUUGGGAAGUGAAAGGAGCCAUUCGUCUUCAAGAUGUGCAUUUUACUUAUCCGUCAAGAAAGGAUGUUAAGGUUUUAAAAGGCGUCUCAUUUUCAUUAGAACCUGGAAAGAAAUUGGCUUUAGUAGGUGCUAGUGGAUGUGGAAAAUCAACAAUAGUUAAUUUAUUACUUCGUUUUUAUGACCCAACUAAAGGCACAGUUCUUUUGGAUGAUCACGAUUUGAAGAGAUUAAAUGUUAGAUGGUUAAGGGAUCAGAUUGGCGUUGUUAGUCAAGAACCAAUUCUUUUUGAUGGAACUUUGGAGGACAAUAUAAUGCUGGGGAAUGAAAAUGCAAGUAAAGAACAAUUUUUGGAAUCCUGUCGAUUAGCCAAUGCCUUAGAAUUUAUUCAAAAAUUGUCUGAUGGUUUACAAACUAGAGUUGGUGAAAGAGGUGCACAAUUGAGUGGUGGCCAAAGGCAGAGAAUUGCAAUAGCUCGUGCAUUAAUUAAAAAUCCAAAAGUUUUGCUUUUGGAUGAGGCCACAUCUGCUUUAGAUACGGAAUCAGAGGCACUUGUUCAAAAGGCUUUAAAUAAGGCUCAAGAAGGGCGUACAACAAUUAUUGUUGCUCAUCGAUUAUCAACAAUUCGAGAUGUUGAUCAAAUUUUGGUUUUUAAAGAAGGACGUAUUGUUGAAAUUGGAACUCACACAGAACUUUACAAUCAACAUGGAAUUUUUUAUGAAAUGGUCAAUCAGCAACAAAUUCACAAAAGGGAAGCUGAGAGAGCUCUAGGAAUUUUAGAAGAGGAUGGAUUAACUACAAAUGAAGACGAACAAACUGACGAUACAGACCCUUCUCCACAAACUGGUGGCGAUGCACAACCAUUAUUAUCUUCAUCUAUAGGCUCACUUCGUUCAUUAAAAGGUGCUGCUUCUUCUGCUUCCCCUCGAAAAUCAUCACAACAUAUUGCUUCUAAAUCGGCUUCGUCUCCUGGCCCAUUGAAAGGAUUAAGGAGGAGGCGGACAUCAGAGACUUCAGAUGUUGUCCAAAUCAGUCAAAUGCAAUUAGAAGUGGAAGAGAGUGAAAUAAAACCUUCAUCUAUCGCCAAGGUUUUUCAAUUUAACAAAGGAAAUUGGUCCUUUGCAUUUCUCGGUCUUUUUGGUUGUACUAUAUCUGGUUUAGUCGUUCCAUUUUUUGCUCUCGUCUAUGCACAAAUUUUUGCUGUGUUUAGUGAACCACCAGAAGAACUUGAAAGAGAUUCUUUAUUUUGGUCUGCAAUGUUUAUUGUUUUGGGAUUUUUUUCUGCUCUAGGAUUUUUUAUUUCGGCAAAUAUGCUUGGAAGAAGUGGAGAGGCUUUAACUAAAAAACUUCGAUUAGAAUCUUUUAGAAAUCUUCUUCGCCAAGAUAUUGGAUUCUAUGAUGAUGAGAGGCAUAAUACAGGGAAAUUAUGUACUCGUUUUGCGACUGAUGCACCAAACGUUCGAUAUGUAUUUACUCGUUUAAUGGUUGUUAUUUCAUCAAUCGUUACUCUAAUUGGUGCUAUUGCUAUUGGAUUCUUAAAUGGAUGGAAAUUGGCAAUAAUUUUACUUAUAAUUAUUCCUCUCAUAAUUGCUAGCGGUUAUUUUGAAAUGCAACAACAGUUUGGAAAGAAAAUGAGAGAUACAAAAUUGUUAGAAGAUGCUGGCAAAGUAGCUUCCGAAGCUGUAGAAAAUAUUCGGACUGUUCAAGGAUUAAAUAAACAAUUGGUUUUUCAUCAAAAAUAUUGUGAACAAUUGGUUAAUCCUUACCUUUCAAAUAUUAAACAAGUCCACGUUUAUGGGGCAGUUUUUGCAUUCUCUCAAUCUUUAAUUUUCUUUAUGUAUGCAUUAGCAUUUUGGAUCGGUUCGAUAUUUGUGUUAGAUGGAAGUAUGACUCCAACGGCUGUUUUUCGUGUUUUCUUUGCCAUUGCUUUUUGUGGACAAUCGGUUGGACAAAUAAGUUCAUUUAUACCUGAUGUAGUAAAGGCACGUUUGGCUGCUUCUUUACUUUUUCACUUAAUUGAAUAUCCUCCACAAAUUGAUUCUUUAUCUGAAUUUGGAGUAAGACAGAGUGUAAAAGGCCAUAUUCAACUUCGAAAUGUUUAUUUUUCUUACCCUUCUCGCCCUGGCGUUCCAGUGCUUCGUGGUCUUUCAUUGGAUGUUCAAAGUGGGCAAACUGUUGCUUUAGUUGGAUUUUCUGGAUGUGGAAAGAGUACAAUAAUGGCUUUACUUGAACGUUAUUAUUCGCCUAUACGUGGUUCUAUUCUUUUGGAUGGCAUCCCAAUAGAAGAUAUGAAUAUCCACAAACUUCGUUCUCAAGUUUGUAUAGUCUCGCAGGAACCAAUACUUUUUGAUUGUUCAAUACGUGACAAUAUUUUAUAUGGAUUACCUGACCAAAAGAAAAUUUCUCAUGAAAAAAUUGUAAAUGCUUGUACUUCUGCAAAUGCUCAUAAUUUUAUUAUUGGAUUGCCUGAUGGUUAUGAUACUCGUGUAGGAGAAAAAGGAAUACAAUUAAGUGGAGGACAAAAACAAAGAAUAGCUAUUGCUAGAGCUUUAAUACGUGAUCCUGCUGUGUUGUUGUUAGAUGAGGCAACUUCUGCAUUGGAUACAGAGAAUGAAAAGGUUGUACAAAAAGCACUAGAAACAGCACGUGAAGGUCGUACUUGCCUUAUAAUUGCUCAUCGAUUGUCAACAGUUCAAAAUUCUGAUGUUAUUGCUGUUAUUGAUGAAGGAAAAGUUGUAGAAUUGGGAACCCACAACGAAUUGUUAAGUCGUGAUGGAAUUUACAAGACGCUAUGUGAAACACAAAUUUUAAAAGACAAUAAUGAAUAA